This is a messenger RNA of Nicotiana tabacum (common tobacco), 784 nucleotides long. The record is from RefSeq and is a predicted model, not a curated record. Lineage: Eukaryota; Viridiplantae; Streptophyta; Magnoliopsida; Solanales; Solanaceae.
UUAUAUUCAAUCUUGUGUUAUUGAUAUGGGCAACUAUAUUUCUUGUACCUUAUUAGGACCAGGAGGCAACAAACAAUCAAGAGGUGUAAAAGUCAUAUUCCCAAGUGGUGAAAUCAGACAUUUUUAUCAACCAAUAAAAGCAGCAGAGGUCAUGUUAGAGACACCUAAUUUCUUUCUUGUAAACACAAGGUCACUUAAAAUUGGAAGGAGAUUUUCUGCUCUGAAUGCUGAUGAAGAUCUUGAUAUGGGCAAUGUCUAUGCUAUGUUUCCUAUGAAAAGAGUAAAUUCAUUUGUCUCAGCAGCUGAUAUGGGAGCUUUGCUACUUACUGCUAACUCUGUGUCCAAAAGGGUGUCAAUUGGAAGUUUCAGAAUCUUGCCUGAAUCAUGUGUAGAGUAUUCUGCUUUGGAAAUAGUACAGCCUCAGGCUAAUUAUGAGCAACAAGUUUUGCCAAAGUUGAAUUUGGAUGAUAUUGAAGAGUUUUCAACUCCAGAGUUUAAGCACAGGUUGUCUAUGUGUAGGUCAAAGAAACCAUUGUUGGAAACUAUUGCUGAAGAGCCAGUUUGUUCAAGAUGAGGAUUAUUUUGAACUACGAAAUUUCAUUCGACUUAAUUCUCUUUGAAUUUUAGUAAGGAGAAAAUAUUCUUUUUUAUAGAUUAGGGUAGGAUUUGUUUGUGAUUCACAUUCACUAUAUUCUCUGAUGAAAACAAAAAGAUGUAUAUUUGAUCUUUUUUGAGUGAGGCUUAAAUUUAAUCGAAGGAUCAAGAGCUGAACUUUUGUAUUUGA